This is a messenger RNA of Hordeum vulgare subsp. vulgare (domesticated barley), 1836 nucleotides long. RefSeq lists its product as uncharacterized. The record is from RefSeq and is a predicted model, not a curated record. NCBI's taxonomy places the organism in Eukaryota, Viridiplantae, Streptophyta, Magnoliopsida, Poales, Poaceae. The coding region runs from base 292 to 1197 and encodes 301 amino acids. The transcript is spliced from 3 exons.
UACGGGGACGGCAGUGGCGGUGGCUGCUGCGGGGCAUCGGGCAAAAUGGUGGAAUUGUUGUGGGAUUUUGGAAGGCUUUGGUGGUUCAGAGAGAUAGAUGUAGUUCCUGAUAUUAUUACUGAGGUAAGUGCCAGAUAUCUGGUCACGGGAACAAUGCGAUCUGGUCUCGAAAAGGAAGAAGAAAGAAAUCCCUAAUUCAGUUUCAGAUGUUUGUCAUGCUUCUCCUUCUUCAUUCCAACAGGUACAAAUACCAUCCCUAAUUUAGUUUUACUGGUUGAACAUAGCCAGAAUAUGUCAACUCCUUACUCAUCUCAGUUCCACUCUUAUGCUCCUGAAAAUCAUACUGAUAUGUAUGACAUGCCAACUGAACCACAUCGUGCUCAUCCAUCUCGGCCUCCAUAUUUUGAUGAUUCAUCUGAGGCUCCAUAUUUUGAUGAUCCGUCGGAAAAAGAAAGCAACAUCGGAAGACCUGAAGAUCAUCCGUUUGAUUUGCAUGAGGAAAGGUUGCCAGAUGCUGGAUUUGAUAGGCACCGCACCAAGGAUAUAGGAAGCAUGCAAGGUAGCUUUGAUCAAGAGAGCAGGAGUGACCACUAUAAUAAUUUUGGUGCUUCAGAUCACUAUGACUAUGACUAUGAUGUUCAAGAAGAGAACUUGUUUGAUCGUUUCUCUUCAAAACAUACUGAAGAGUUACCAGCUGUCCAAGACCACAAGGGAUUCUCAAGUGCAGAUUGGAGUCAGCAGCGUAGAAGUGAAUCUCCAGUUUAUCAUAGCACUUUAACUCUCUUCUCGAGAACAGAAACACAACCGGCUUAUGAUUUAGGAGCAAACAAAGAGGAUAUUCCCUUGAACGAUACCAAACCACCUACUUUUGAUUCAGAUGGUGUUAGUUCUGACAAGGAAACAAGUACAUACAUGCAUAUAUUGUCUUUAAGGACCAAUUCAAGAGGAUCUGAUUACUCUCAGAACAGAAUGUUCAAUAAGAAUUCUGGAAAGUUUGUCCCUGAUGUUAAUGAUAGUAUUGAAGACCAUGAAUCUAGGCCCAGGAAGCGAUACGAGAAUCCACGAGUGACAAUUAGACUGACAAGACUGACAAGGAUGAUCAUUUUGCGCCAAUGUGCAGAGGAGCAGCAGUAUCAGCAACAAGGGCACGGGCAGAGGAGGAGCAACAGCAUGGGCAGGGGAGAAGCAGAAGCAUGAGUACGGGUACAGGAGCAACAGCAGCACGGUCAGAGCUCCACCGGCGACAUGGGAGAAGCAGAGGAGAAAGCAUGGGCAGAACUCCACCGAGGUCCAAGUCAGGGAAUGGGUAGUGGAGAAGCAGCAGGACGGGCUGAGCUCCACCAGCUCCACCCUACUGCGUGCGGGAGCUCCUGGUCUGUCGGUGACGUGCGGAAGACGGGCGGAUGAAGGUCCAUGGCGGAGGCGACGCGUAAGGGAUCGUAGUAGGACAGGAUCUCGGCGGCGGAGUUCCUGGACGGCGGCGGUGGAUCUGUUCGUGGACGGUGGCAGUGGAUCUGUUCGUGGACGGUGGCGGGGGAGCAGGUCCUGGAAAGCGGCGGCAAAUGGCACAGCUGGGCGGCGCCGGACCCUAGCAAAGCGCGGAGGAAGAAGAUGGAAUCAGGGAUAUGUUUGUAAGAGUUAUAAAAUUAGAAGGAUUGUUUUGCAAAACCAUCAUUACACUGUCUUCCGGACAAUUUUUUCCGGACGGAGGGAGUACAUGUUUAUCCGGAGGACAAUAGCAAGCCUUCCUUUUACCGAACUAUAGGAAGUCUUUGUUUCAUAGCAUCCCUCAUUGCUUUCCUUCACUCUACAACAAGAAAAAAAAUGUUUUUAUGA